GUUGGAAGGAAAUAUCUGGAAGAUUUGGGUGGAUUAUGCCAUAUGUGUUCACAAUAUAGUUAUGAAGUUUUUUUGGAUCUUACUUUACUAAUUCAAAAAUAUAUAGCAGAAAAUAAACAACUAUUAACAAAGUGUGAUAACUUGAAGCGUUUUCUUAAACGGGAUUAUAAACAGCAUUUUU
Dentiscutata erythropus is the source of this 181-nucleotide messenger RNA. Lineage: Eukaryota; Fungi; Glomeromycota; Glomeromycetes; Diversisporales; Gigasporaceae. The record is from the annotation of a GenBank genome assembly.